Molecule: messenger RNA, 1282 nt
Organism: Pimephales promelas (fathead minnow)
Lineage: Eukaryota; Metazoa; Chordata; Actinopteri; Cypriniformes; Leuciscidae
Product: hatching enzyme 1.2
Biological process (GO): proteolysis
Molecular function (GO): metalloendopeptidase activity; zinc ion binding
Source: RefSeq, a predicted model, not a curated record
AUCUACCAACAGAGCAUAUUUAAGGUAUUGUGGACCAUCCCUGUACACCACUGUCUUAGGGCUUGUGGUAAAGUCCAAAAAAUACAGCAUGCCCCUUUUAGGGAAUUAGUUAAACAAACUGAGGUACAUUUUAUGAUUGUCUAAAGUUUUGGACCAACAGGCGAGGUCAGAGUUUCCUCCCUGAAGGUACACAUUUUAGACUCUGGACACCAAGACCCUACCCAUAAUCCUCCAGUAGACCCACCUACUCAGGUGAAUAUAAAGUCCAGACAGAACAGCUCGUAGGCAUCAAAUCUCAGCACAGGAGCAUCCUGAACAUCUCCACACACUGAGGCAACAUGGACACAAGAGCCUCUCUCUCCAUUCUUCUGCUGCUUUUUGGCAUCGCCCAGGCGUCUCCUCUCAUGGAGCAGAUGUCUGAUGAUGUGUUUGUCUCAGAGCCUGAACCUGUGGACAUCACUACAAGGAUUUUAGAAACCAACAAUGGAUCUUCUGAAGUCUUGCUUGAAGGAGAUGUGGUGUUUCCCAAAACCAGAAAUGCUCUCUACUGCCUCAACAACUACUGUUUCUGGAAGAAAAACUCUGACGACAUAGUGGAGAUCCCUUACAUAGUCAGCAGAGAAUUCUCCAAUUUUGACAAAUCGGUGAUUGAGAACGCCCUGUCGGUCUUUCACGAUAAAACCUGCAUCCGCUUUGUGGCCAGAUCAUCUCAGACCGACUACAUCAGUAUUGAGAACAAAGAUGGGUGCUUCUCUGCUCUAGGUAGAACUGGUGGCAAACAGGUGGUCUCCCUCAAUAGGUACGGCUGUGUGUACACUGGCAUCGUACAACAUGAGCUCAAUCAUGCCCUGGGAUUCUACCACGAGCAAACUAGGAGCGAUCGUGACAAGUAUGUCAGAAUCAACUUUGAGAACAUCUCUCCUGAUAUGGCCUACAACUUUGAGAAACAGAACACCAACAACCAAAAAACUCCAUACGACUACGGCUCCAUCAUGCACUAUGGAAGAACUGCCUUCGCCAUUCAGCCCUGGCUGGAAACCAUCACUCCCAUUCCCGAUGGGACUGUGGAAAUCGGACAGAGGCAGGGAAUGUCAAAAAUUGACAUUCUGAGGAUCAACAAGCUGUAUGGAUGCUGAAGAUGAGGCUUAAACACAUAAUUGAACAUAGUUUGUGUCUGUUGAUGAAUCAUGUAAUCAGAUUAUGUUUCUGUCCUUUUAAUGGUGUUGGAUUUCUGAAAUGUGUGAUUGUGUUGGGUUGGGAAAAAUAAAGGUGAACUGCAAGA